CCCAACUUUACAAACACACCAUCCUUUAAAACUUUUAACGCCAUACCCAUUGCUUUUUUUUCUUCCUCAACCCCAAUUCUUAAACGCCCAAAUUUGGAACCCUAGAUUUUUCUCUGCAGAACUUUUCUUAAUCCACAAGCUUUAGCUGCUCUAUGCGAUUCCAUCACGGAACCGAAGAACUUUUCAAAUGUACAGCUCCAUUUCACUGCGCCCCCUCUUCCUGAUCCUGUCUGGCAUUCUCAGGGUGGCACCAAAGCUCCUAACAAAAUAAAACAAAAGUAGAAACACUUUUUUUUGGAUCAUUGGGUUUUCAAAGUUUUUGGGGUUCUUCAAAUGAAAUUGCAAGUUUUGAUAGUAAUACUGCUAACAGAAGCCCGUAACUAGAAAGACAAGGAGCAUGUCGAGAUUCUCAUUUCAGUGGCUGUGCUUCUAUUUGCAACAAUAAUGAAAAAUUUAAAGGUGCGUGCAGUUCACCCUGACAAUGGAGAAAAGACUGAUAUCUCUAGAGUCUUUUUGGUUGAACAAGUAAAAGGAAUGUUGGAUAAGAUUCAACAGAACCUAUACGAUGUGGCAAAACAAAAAAGAGAUGCCUGCAUUGAAGUUGUAAAAACAUGGGAUGAGUUUGUAAAAGCUCUUGGGCAAAAGAAACUGGUCUUAGCUCCUUGGUGUGAUGAGGAGGAGGUGGAGAAAGAUGUGAAAGCUCGAACAAGGGGUGAGAUGGGAGCAGCUAAGUCGCUCUUUGUACCCCAUUCGAACAGCCUGAACUCCCAGAAGGUGAGACACCGUUUAAGGAAAGAUCAUGGGAUUGAGGGUGGAAUUCCUGUUGUUUUCUCUUUGGAGAAACCUAAAGCUCAGCUGCUUCCUUUUAGAGGACCAAUUGGUGAGGAAGACAACCCUUCAGAUUAUCAAGUGAGGAUGCUUGCUUCUUACUUUUGCAGUUUUAAAGUACUCUGUUUGAUCACCUAACAUCAUGCAGUGGGGAAAUUCAUCCAAUAUAUUGAAGCAGAAUUUGAAAUGAGAAUUGAAAGUACAUUUGGAUGGAGCUAAACCUGUGUUUCUUUUAGCGAUAUAUUUGAACUUGCUGGGGUUAGGUCCCUGGUUUUUGCUAUUUCUAGAUUUAAGGGUAGAAGGAAAAGGAAAAUAUUUUGGUCUACAUUAGUAUGUAAUAUACAUGUUUAAUCCAACAAUUUAAUGUGUUAUUCUGCUGUCAGAUAGUACCUAGGCAGGUUCAACAAUUUAAUGCAUUGUACUUGCAAUGUGUAUAGUCACAGGCAGGUUCAACUAGUCAGUUUGUUUUUCAUAUGUAUUAUUUAUUUUAGUUUGGAUUCUAAAUUGUUACCAUUUUACUUUAAUAUUUACGACAACUUGAGUUCUAACUUUUGGAUUUUAA
Molecule: messenger RNA, 1390 nt
Organism: Gossypium raimondii (Peruvian cotton)
Lineage: Eukaryota; Viridiplantae; Streptophyta; Magnoliopsida; Malvales; Malvaceae
Product: proline--tRNA ligase, cytoplasmic
Exons: 6
Coding region: 445-966 (173 amino acids)
Biological process (GO): prolyl-tRNA aminoacylation
Cellular component (GO): aminoacyl-tRNA synthetase multienzyme complex; cytoplasm
Molecular function (GO): ATP binding; proline-tRNA ligase activity
Source: RefSeq, a predicted model, not a curated record